AGGAGGAGUUUGUGGGGUCACUUCCUCUCAGAGGACGUUCAGCUCCGGACGUGCGGGCUUAAUUUAUAGGAAGGAUACCGUUAUCCGACUAAAUGUUUUUGAGACCAAAGAUAUACCAGAUAGAUCUUUCGAUCACUUGUACUAUAAUGUAGUGAAUGAUCGAGUACCUGUGUUUUCAGACUUUGGCCCUGUUUUUUUUUGUCCUGUGAUCAGACUGCCGUUCUCCCUGCUGUUAUAUAAAGCCCACAACCAUAUGGGAUGUGGUACAGAAGUGAUUUAGAAGAUGGAUACGAAUCUAAUAAAACAGGCUCCAGUGGCGGUGUCUCUCCAGGAUGGGUCCCUGGCCACGAAUCCGCCUGGCGCAGCAACCCCCCCGGCCCUGGGAACAGUAUCUGUGGUGGGCGCCGACACAGCACCGUGUCUGACAGCGGUGACACUGGCAUUGGCACUUACUGCUCUGACAGCGUGGAAGACGACUCCAGUUCCAGCACCACGCCUUUGUCUUUCCAGCCGCUGUCGCAGCAUCACUUGGGCCAGGAUGAUGGUGCCGUCCCCAUUGUCCACGUCAUGCUGUCCCCGUCCUCUUCACCCUACACCAGUUUUAGAAUGCCAGCCUCACCCAGCAGCACAGGUCGAUGGAGCAGGUCUUGCCAGCUGCUUACACCAGCCGUGACUCCCCUGGGUGCACCAAGCUGUCUGGACAUGAAGGACCAUCAGCCCCUCCGGAGGUGCUCCUCUCUCACCAAACUGUCCUCUGGGCCUGAUAAGAGCUCCACUAGGACAUCAGGCGUUCAAUACAACCCGGAUUCACAAGGUUCUCUGGACAGAAGUCUGCUCCAUGGGUACAGAAAGGAACCGCUCGGUUCAAACGUGGACCUUUACCUACCUUUAUCUUCCUCCUUGCUCUGCCAUAGCUUGCUGCAGCGCUCACCGGGUGCUGGCCCCUGCUACAGAUACAACCACAGCAGUAGAUCCAAUGGUUUGGAAACAGACCGGUCCCUUUCCUCAUCUCCGUCCUCAUCGGUAAAGCACAACAGUUUGGACAUGAACUAUAGUGCUUUACCGGAAGCUAAAGUGUCUCGGGGAGGUGCACAGGUUUAUGGCCUCAGCUUACCCAAACAAACAGACUCGGCACUGGCUCAUCAGACUGAUAGAAGCUCCCCCAUUCAGCCUGCAGUGCGGACCCAGAUGUGGCUGACUGAGCAGAUGGAGUACAGACCCAAAGUAGAGGGUGGAGGUCAACUUGGUCAAAUCAGUGCUACUGGAACAGAGGGCUGUGGCGGAGAUGGGCCGUUGUCAUGUCAACAGGGACAACAGCAGGAGCCAUGGCUUCACCAGAUGCUGAUGGGGACCUCCCUUCCUGUCAACAGUCUGGUGAAGGUUAAAGAGGGGCUGCUGAGACAGAGAGAGCUGGAGAUAGAUAGACAAAAGCAGCAGAUCUUGCAGAUCCAUGCCCGGAUCAGAGAGAAUGAGCUCAGAGCACAGCAGGUCCUGCAGAGCCAGAGAGGCUGGUAUGAUGACCCCCACAUUCAAAAUACUAAGGAUUCAGCGAUGAGAGCGACAUCUGAUAGGCUGUGCUGUGACGAAGAACUGGGUAGGAAGCUCGCAGUGGCUGAACUGGAAGUUCUCCAUUUGAACGAGUUCUUCAAGCAAGUCACUCAAAAAUAUACAGAAGACAUCAGAAAACUGCAGGAAAAGAUAAAAACGAGGGAUCGCUACAUCAUCAGUCUGAAAAAGAAAUGUCAAAGAGAGAGCGAACAGAACCAAGAAAAACAGCAACGCAUAGAGACACUGGAGAAAUACCUUUCUGACCUGCCAACGCUGGACGAGGUGCAGUCCCAGGCCCAGCAGCAGGAGGAGGUUCAGCAGAAAGCCAAGGAUCUGGAGAAAGCAGCAUCUCUGUUACAGAAGAGCGUAGAAGAAGGACAUGCUCUGAUGAAGGAGAAAGACAUCAGGAUUGAGAUGCAGGCCAUGAGGGAGAAGGAGCUGAUUGCAUCUGUACAAAGCCUGCAGCAGAAGGUGCAGUACUGUCUGGAUGACGGGGUGAGGUUGCCCAUGCAGGACCUGAAGCAGCUUGAGGUAGAAAACACUCAACUUCUGGAGCAGCAAGACAACAGCAGCAGGCUGAUUGAGCAUCAGAAAGAACGGAUUGAGAGACUGACCUCGCAGCUCACGGCCACCAGUACAAGACUGCAAGAGAAGAGAAGCCUUCCUCAUCACCAACAGUCUUAUCUGCUCCAGGCGGAGGAAAGCCUGGCCUUCCCACAGCAGCAGCAGCUGGUGUCCCAUGUGGAGAUGCCUGAAGUGGGCCGGCUGCUGAAAGAGAUGUCCCUGUGUCUCCUGGACCUCCAGGCUCUCUGCAGCAUCCUGACUCAGAGAGCACAGGGGAAAGAGCCCAACCUGUCUCUGCUCCUGGGCAUGAAAUCUUUGAGUGUUUCGGCAGAGGAGAGUGACUGCAGAGUGGUGGCGGAAGAAGAACUGAGGUUCAACUUGCUCGAGGUGGGCCGGCUCAGGAGAGACAUCGAUGACCUCAGGAAAAGCAUCUCGGAUCGCUACGCUCAGUGUAUGGGGGACAGCUGUGUCUCCCAGUGACAACCAGCUCCGGUGUCGCCGCUCUAACCCAGUGUGUGUUUGAACUCUUUUACUUCCAUAUUCUUCAUAGAUAACCACAUAAAGAAUUAUAUUUAUUAUAGCAAGAAUUAUGAGGACAAUAACGAUGCAGACAAGUGUUAUUUGUCACCUUCAUGGUGCGGGUGUGUAAAUGAUGACGGACGAUGUUAAUGUGUCAUGUAGACCAGUCCACAGACCACUAGUCUUUCUGUAAUCACACCAGUUUAUAACAACUUAUAGUUAUAACAACUAUGAUAUAUCAAACAUAACCAAACUCUCCUGGAUAAUGGCAUUAGAUCCAGAAAAGAAACCUCAGAAAUCAGCCCAUGUGUGAAGACACUGUCUGAUAUUACACUUAAAAACAAAAUCACGAUAUUAUUGCGAUAUCUAUAGAAAAUUUGAACAAAUUCAAAUUCAUCUUCAACUAUUUUUUUUUGUGCAGCAAGGUGGAGUCAGUAACCCUGCCUGUAGAAAAGAAUACAGACAGAAAGAAACAGAAAUGAUUUUAGGGGCGCUGGAUUAUUUUCUACAAUAUAUUAUUUGAAUUUUAUUAUUAACAUCAUCGCAAUAUUUAAUUUCUCAAAUAUCCCGGUUAUCUUUAAUACCGGUAUAUUGCGACUUCUUCCACUAACUGAAAGAAGGUAAGUGCAGUGAAAUGAGUCAUUCGGCCAGCCAGGUUCUCUAAACUGAUUUGCUAUGGUUAAAAAGUGAGAACUGAAUUUAUUACUGACUGUACAAACAUUAUUACAGCUGCAUAUUUUUAUGUUGACAAUGGAUCAAAUCAUCUGUAAUGUUAAGGUGUCGCUCGUAAUGAUGAACCACAGAGAGUUGACUUCAGCUUCAUGCAGCGUUUUAUCUGCCGGAUGUGUAAAUAAAUGUCUGCACAUUCGCCAUAACAACUUUAUAAUGUGAUAAGUCAAUGUUGUAUUUACAGCUUGCUGCGCUGCCCCCUAGUGGCCCAAAGAAUGUUAAUUUAAUGAUUUAAAUAAAUACUACAAGCUUAUAGGUGCUACAUUGCUUGUCUAUAAGCAUAAAUAAGCAAAGACACCCUUUUGAAGAUAGUACAUUCAGGCGUAUUCAGAGUGAUUGUGGUGUGACUGAUACAAUAACUAUGAAACUGUAUAUGCACAUAGUUAAACUGGAUAUUCACCUUUAAAAAUCCAGCUUCAGCUCUGUGGAUCUCAUGCAGCUCUCCUGGUGCUGGAUACUCAUAUCCAUAUCUGACUUCUAGACAUUUGAUAAAGGUUCAAAACUCUUAUCUGUGUGAAUUUAAAUGUCUUAAUAAGCAAUAUAUAGAGGUAAUAGGUAAUUAAUGGAGAGAUCAUUUAUUCACUAAUGACUCAUCAGCUGUUUGUCACAGCAAAAGGAAAAACUUAAACCAUGCAGGAUCUGUUCUAAGAGCUGCUAUUUGUACAGUCAACGCAUUUAUUUGGCAUCAUGUUAUGUAUAAUGUGUCACUUUUGAAAUGCUUAUUGUGUCCAACUAACCCGUCGGGUGAAUCUCGCAGCCAAAGAAGCUGAAGGAGCAAACUGAAACAGCACAUGAACUUUUUGGUACAUUUUGUCUUCUGUGCAACCAGGCAGGUUUGAGAGUCAAAUAGUUCCGCUACCAAGCUUGAUAUAUCAAACGAACUAUAAAAAAUGUUUUGCCUGUAUGAUUUAGUAAAUGUUUAAGUCAUCUAAAUAACCAUGACAACCGGAAGCAAAGGUCUGAUUGGUUGCUGUGUGGAGGUUUUGACAAACCACUGGAUGACUUGUUCCUAUGUAUAAGAAAUGAUUCCUUUAUUGUUUUAGUUUUACUGACCAAAUGUAUGAAAGCUAAAGGCAUGUUUAUAAACAGUGUUGCUCUUAAAUAAUGUUUUUCUUUUGCAAUGUGGAGGUCUGAUCUUAUUUUUUCAGAUGGCAAAUAAAAUUAUUUUUCUAAAGAA
Cottoperca gobio is the source of this 4537-nucleotide messenger RNA. It is a transcript of the gene cep85l, whose product is annotated as centrosomal protein 85L. The coding region runs from base 259 to 2592 and encodes 777 amino acids. The transcript is spliced from 13 exons. The record is from RefSeq and is a predicted model, not a curated record. Gene Ontology annotation, cellular component: centrosome. Lineage: Eukaryota; Metazoa; Chordata; Actinopteri; Perciformes; Bovichtidae.